Messenger RNA from Suillus paluster, 864 nucleotides. RefSeq lists its product as uncharacterized. The transcript has 2 exons. The record is from RefSeq and is a predicted model, not a curated record. NCBI's taxonomy places the organism in Eukaryota, Fungi, Basidiomycota, Agaricomycetes, Boletales, Suillaceae. The coding region runs from base 1 to 834 and encodes 277 amino acids.
AUGGCCGCUGUUCCCACACAAUCCAUCCCACCCUCCAAUCUCGCCGUUCUUCAGCUGGACAAUGGAGAGCUGGCGUUCGACAAGACCACGGUCAUGCCACCACCAGCUGUGCGCUUUUCGACGGACAUCAGCGCUCUGUUCAGAGAGUGGCACCAUUCGACGUACCUGGUGGUGAAUGGGCGUGGAAUCCCCGUCAAGUUUUGGGGGGAUGUGUACAAAAAGUGCACCGGACAGAACAGCAAGGCAUGGGCACUGCGGAAAGUGCAGUGGGGGCAGUGGAAGGAGCGUUCGCGUUUCGCAUCGGACGAUGCAUUCUGGAUCGCCUGGACGGACACCAAUGGCCAGCGUGUCGGAUACACGAAGCUCUGCGACACUCUGCAGCGUCAGCGUGUGGCUCGUGACACGCGAGACGCUGCCGCUGCAUGCUCGUUCUUCGAUGGCAACCUCGACCACCCUGAUGCGCAAGGAGUAUUCAGGUAUGCGAAGUCUGGUGUUUCGAAGCUGAUGAGCAAGGAUGUCGAUGUCGCCCGCAAGUGGAGGGAGUUGCUUGCCGUCAACGUUGCACUCGCCCAGCGCUGGGAGGGUUCACGAGAUCCGAGUUUGCCACAGCUGCAGCCAUCAUCACUGCCAGCAUGUACUGCACUACUACAUGCUCUGCCUGUUCAUUGUCUCCACCCCACACCAGCCUCUCUCCUUGCAGCAUUUUCCAUCCCUUCUCCUUUCCUUUCUCUAUUGACGGCUCCAUGCCGUCUUGCUAAACUACCAGUAGAGUACCUUGCAAGUAUGUUGCACCUUUUAAUUGCACUUUCAUUGCUUAACUGCCUAACUGCUUGACUGCUCGAGCUGCUUCUUGCCCUACUGCCU